Molecule: messenger RNA, 590 nt
Organism: Aplysia californica (California sea hare)
Lineage: Eukaryota; Metazoa; Mollusca; Gastropoda; Aplysiida; Aplysiidae
Product: cyclic AMP-responsive element-binding protein 3-like protein 1
Exons: 4
Biological process (GO): regulation of transcription by RNA polymerase II
Molecular function (GO): cAMP response element binding; DNA-binding transcription factor activity, RNA polymerase II-specific
Source: RefSeq, a predicted model, not a curated record
UCAUUGCCUUUGAGAUUAUCAUCGUCAUUCUCUUUGUCGUUGCACAGAUCUCCCAGUCCGGUGUUCUGAUCUUGUCGGAGGAAGAGAAGAGGACGCUCAUCUCUGAAGGUUACCCCAUCCCAUCCAAACUGCCACUCACCAAGCAGGAAGAAAAGAAUCUGAAGAAAAUCCGCAGGAAAAUCAAGAACAAGAUAUCUGCACAAGAGAGCAGAAGGAAAAAGAAAGAGUAUUUAGAAGCUUUAGAAAAACGAGUGGAGGCGUACAACCAUGAAAACAACGACCUCAAGAAGAAAGUGGAAAGCCUGGAGAACAAUAACAGGUCCUUGCUGGGUCAGCUCCAGAAGCUGCAGUCCCUGGUGAGCAAGAUGCCCAAAGCCGCUUCAGCAACACAGACGAGCACUGCCCUCAUGGUCAGUACCGACGUGGUCAUGUCUUUGUCACUCUGGUGAAAAAUGAGACUUAAAAUCAAUGAAAAAAGAUUGAAACUCCAAAGUUUCUCUGAAAGGUUUACUUACUGUUUAUUUGUCUUUCUCAGAUUUGGGUCUUCCUUUAUCAGCCUGGGGAAAGCAUGGAAGGUUUUCAUUCAAUAG